GGUUCCGCUGCGCUCGGGCUCGCCCCGCGGCCAUGCAGCGCCGGGGCGCCCUUUUCAGCGUGCCGGGCGGCAGAGGCAGCAGGAAGAUGGCUGCAGGAGACAUCGGCGAGCUGCUGGUGCCCCACAUGCCCACGAUCCGAGUGCCCAGGUCCGGGGACAGGGUCUACAAGAAUGAGUGCGCCUUCUCCUACGACUCCCCCAAUUCUGAAGGUGGACUCUAUGUAUGCAUGAAUACAUUUUUGGCCUUUGGGAGGGAACACGUUGAAAGACAUUUUCGAAAAACUGGACAGAGCGUAUACAUGCACCUGAAAAGACACGUGCGAGAGAAGGUAAGAGGGGCAUCUGGUGGAGCUUUACCAAAAAGAAGGAAUUCCAAGAUUUUUUUAGAUCUAGAUACUGAUGAUGAUUUGAAUAGCGAUGAUUAUGAUUAUGAAGACGAAGCCAAACUCGUUAUAUUCCCAGACCACUAUGAAAUAGCACUACCCAAUAUUGAGGAGUUACCAGCCUUGGUAACAAUUGCUUGUGAUGCUGUUCUUAGUUCAAAAUCUCCGUACAGAAAGCAAGACCCAGACACAUGGGAAAAUGAAUUGCCAGUAUCCAAGUACGCCAAUAACCUGACCCAGCUGGACAACGGAGUCAGGAUUCCUCCAAGUGGCUGGAAGUGUGCCAGGUGUGACCUGCGGGAAAACCUCUGGUUGAAUCUGACCGACGGCUCCAUCCUGUGUGGGAAGUGGUUCUUUGACAGCUCCGGGGGCAAUGGGCAUGCUCUGGAGCAUUACAGAGACAUGGGCUACCCGCUGGCUGUGAAACUGGGAACCAUCACUCCGGACGGGGCAGAUGUUUAUUCUUUUCAAGAAGAGGAACCUGUUUUAGACCCUCAUUUGGCCAAGCACUUAGCACAUUUUGGAAUUGACAUGCUUCACACGUGUGGGACAGAGAACGGGCUCCAGGACAAUGACAUCAAUGACAUCAAACCGAGGGUCAGCGAGUGGGAAGUCAUUCAGGAGUCGGGGACGAAGCUGAAGCCCAUGUAUGGCCCCGGGUACACAGGUCUGAAGAACCUGGGCAACAGCUGCUAUCUCAGCUCCGUCAUGCAGGCCAUCUUCAGCAUCCCAGAGUUUCAGAGGGCGUAUGUAGGAAACCUUCCAAGAAUAUUUGACUACUCUCCUUUAGAUCCAACGCAGGAUUUCAACACACAGAUGACUAAGUUAGGACACGGCCUUCUCUCAGGCCAGUAUUCAAAACCGCCAGUGAAAUCUGAGCUCAUUGAACAGGUGAUUAAAGAGGAUCACAAGCCUCAACAGAAUGGGAUCUCUCCACGCAUGUUUAAGGCCUUCGUAAGCAAGAGCCACCCAGAAUUCUCGUCGAAUAGACAACAAGAUGCCCAGGAGUUUUUCUUGCACCUGGUGAACCUAGUAGAGAGGCACCGCAUCGGCUCAGAAAACCCAAGUGAUGUUUUCCGGUUUUUGGUGGAAGAACGUAUUCAGUGCUGUCAGACCCGCAAAGUCCGUUACACAGAGAGGGUGGACUACCUGAUGCAGUUACCUGUGGCCAUGGAGGCAGCAACCAACAAAGAUGAACUGAUUGCCUAUGAAUUAACGAGAAGGGAAGCAGAAACAAACAGAAGACCCCUGCCCGAGCUGGUUCGAGCCAAGAUACCAUUUAGUGCCUGCCUUCAGGCCUAUUCGGAACCAGAAAAUGUGGACGAUUUCUGGAGCAGUGCUCUACAAGCAAAGUCUGCGGGUGUGAAAACAUCCCGCUUUGCCUCCUUCCCUGAAUACUUGGUAGUGCAGAUAAAGAAGUUCACUUUUGGUCUUGACUGGGUUCCCAAAAAAUUUGACGUUUCUAUUGACAUGCCAGACCUACUUGAUAUCAACCAUCUUCGAGCCAGGGGGUUACAGCCAGGAGAGGAGGAACUUCCAGACAUCAGCCCCCCCAUUGUCAUUCCUGAUGACUCCAAAGAUCGCCUGAUGAACCAACUGAUAGACCCAUCAGACAUCGAUGAGUCUUCAGUGAUGCAGCUGGCUGAAAUGGGCUUCCCUCUAGAAGCCUGUCGGAAGGCUGUGUACUUUACUGGAAAUAUGGGAGCCGAGGUGGCCUUCAACUGGAUCAUUAUUCACAUGGAAGAGCCGGAUUUUGCUGAACCACUGACCAUACCUGGCUACGGAGGAGCAGCUUCUGCUGGAGCGUCAGCUUUCGGUGCUACUGGUUUGGAUAACAAGCCUCCAGAGGAAAUUGUAGCCAUCAUCACCUCCAUGGGGUUCCAGCGAAAUCAGGCUGUUCAGGCACUCCGAGCAACGAAUCAUAACCUGGAAAGAGCCCUGGAUUGGAUCUUCGGUCACCCUGAGUUUGAAGAGGACAGCGACUUUGUGAUUGGGAUGGAGAAUAAUGCCAAUGCAAACAUUAUUUCUGAGGCCAAGCCUGAAGGACCUAGAGUCAAGGAUGGAUCUGGAACAUAUGAAUUAUUUGCAUUCAUCAGUCACAUGGGAACGUCUACAAUGAGUGGCCAUUAUGUUUGCCAUAUCAAAAAGGAAGGAAGGUGGGUGAUCUACAAUGACCACAAAGUUUGCGCCUCAGAAAGACCCCCCAAAGACCUGGGCUACUUGUACUUUUACUGCAGGAUACCAACCUAAACCUCACACACAUAAAAUCGGCAAGAGAAGCCAUAUGCCUUUUUAAUUUGCCAAAAAAGAAAAAAGUAAGAAGUUGGGACAGCCAGAUAUGAAGGAAUACAUUGGGUAUUUAUAGUGUAUUUAAAGAGCACGAUCGUUUGACGCCUUCUGAAGAAAUUUCUAUUAAUGAUGAGACACUACCGUAGAUAGUUUUUGUAAAUGUUCAAGGAGAGGAUGAUUUACAAAAAAAAAAAGUAUUCAUAUUGCUGGUGGGGGUCCACCUCCAGUGUAUCACAACUGGGAAUGUACCGCCAGCCCUCUCCACCGCUGUUGUGGCCUCGAGAGAAACCAGUUAAUGUGGCCAGAGUGCGGCUUCACCAACCAUCAGCGAAAAGCCCGCUUUUGUUUCAUAUCAAAAAUCAGCCACUGGGCUAGGCUCUAUUUGUGACACAUUUUUUUUUUUUCAUUACACACAAUAAUUUCUGACCUCUCUGUGUAUAAUAAGAGCAUCUGCAAUGAAAGAUAUUUUUUGUUUAAAUCAUAUCAGAAUUCAUAAUAUGAUUGUGUGAAUGUGUGUGAAUGAAAAAGAGAGUGUGAGAUCUUUAUAGUCAACUAGAAAAUCUGUGAUGGAUUGGUUUUUAAAGGCUAAAACAGUAUUAAGUGUAGCUGGAAAAAAGCAAGAAAAUAUUUUAAAGAAACUAUAACUCAGGAACAGUUUUAAAAAUUAGUUUCCCAGUUAGAUUUAAGGAAAAGGGCUGAGUUAUCCCUUUAAGUGCUGUGAAGAAGUCACUUAGGUUUGUGACACUCGAUGGUAUAACACCAGAUGUCCACAGCAGCACAGUGUUGUACUUUGCCAAAGGUAGAUGAAUUCCGUUUCUUAGCAACCCUUCUCCCAAAAGUUAGAGUGUUCGUUUUUGGUUAAAUCAGCCGAUUUCUUCUUAUCAUAACACAUGACAGCUUCCUGGAAUCAUGUUCUCUGCCCCAACUUUGUUGGUCAUUUUCCCGUCUCUGAGCUCUUUGCUGCCUCCAUUUCCGUGUUUUCCGGGGCUGAGUCUUGUCUCUACCCUUCUCGUUUUAUUGCCUCCUGAUUUGCCUUCCAGGGCCUGGUGGCACAGUGGUUAUGUGUUUGGCAUUAACCAAAAGGUCGGCAGUUCAAACCUACCAGCCACUCUUUGGAAACUCUAUGGGGGCAGUUUUGCUCUGUCUUAUAGGGCUGCUAUGAGUCAGAAUCGACUCGAUGGCAACGAGUUUGUUUGUUUUUGACUUGCCUUCAAUGCUUAUCUGCUGUGAUCAACAAUUGGAUCUUGGACACUUUAAGGAUUUCAGAUACAAAGAAACUUUACAUGACAUCAUGGAAAACCAUUCUUUUCAUUUUGGUAUUUUAGCAUUUUAGAUGCAACCUGGGAUUCGAUCAGAAUUUCAAAUGUGAUUUAAGAAAAAAUUGGAACAGUAGCAUCCUAUAAUUUUCCUGCUACUCUGCACCAAAUUCCAGGGCCUCUCAAGUUUCUGUUUCAGAUUAUUAAGUCAAAUGAAAAAAACAGGAUUUAUUGCUGACUGCUUAAUGUGUAUUUGGUUGAAAGACUCUUUCUAGAAGACUGUAGGAGAAUAAUGUAAAACCAAUUGUGUGAAAUAAAGCAUGGUGGAUCCUGA
Molecule: messenger RNA, 4262 nt
Organism: Loxodonta africana (African savanna elephant)
Lineage: Eukaryota; Metazoa; Chordata; Mammalia; Proboscidea; Elephantidae
Gene: USP13
Product: ubiquitin specific peptidase 13
Exons: 21
Coding region: 33-2633 (866 amino acids)
Biological process (GO): protein deubiquitination
Molecular function (GO): protein binding; zinc ion binding; cysteine-type deubiquitinase activity
Source: RefSeq, a predicted model, not a curated record